UCUAUUUCUUCACAAUCAUCUCCACACACAUCUUUCAUCUCUUGAUUCCAAUCCAUUAUCUCUUCCUGUAUCCAGUUCUGUAGGGGAAAUGGCCACUGUUACUACUCAAGCCUCGGCCUCGAUAUUCAGACCAUGCACUUCAAAGCCAAGAUUCCUCACCGGUUCUUCCGGUAGGUUGAACCGAGAUUUGUCGUUUAAGUCAAUCGGCUCAUCAUCCUCAAAGACGGCCUCGUUCAAGGUUGAAGCUAAGAAAGGAGAAUGGUUGCCCGGUUUGGCAUCUCCUGGUUAUCUCAACGGCAGUCUUGCCGGGGACAAUGGGUUUGACCCAUUGGGACUUGCAGAGGAUCCAGAGAACUUGAAGUGGUUCAUCCAGGCAGAGCUUGUCAACGGACGGUGGGCUAUGCUUGGCGUCGCAGGGAUGCUUUUGCCGGAAGUUUUCACCAAGAUCGGAAUCAUCAACGUUCCUGAGUGGUAUGAUGCUGGAAAAGAGCAGUAUUUUGCAUCAUCAUCGACAUUGUUCGUGAUCGAAUUCAUAUUGUUUCAUUACGUUGAGAUCAGACGGUGGCAAGACAUUAAGAACCCAGGAAGUGUGAACCAAGACCCUAUCUUCAAGCAAUACAGCUUGCCUCCAAAUGAAGUUGGUUACCCUGGAGGAAUCUUUAACCCGCUUAACUUCGCUCCUACGCUCGAGGCCAAGGAGAAAGAGCUUGCAAACGGGAGGUUGGCUAUGUUGGCAUUCUUAGGGUUCGUGAUUCAACACAAUGUGACUGGAAAGGGACCAUUUGAGAACCUCUUGCAGCACCUGUCUGACCCAUGGCACAACACCAUUGUCCAAACCUUCAGCUGAAGAUUUAAUACAGACUUAUGAAACUCAUUUCUCUCGAUCUUCUGCUGCCUUCAUAUCUGUGUUUGUUGCAUCUUAGAGUUCUUGGUUUGUGAGCUUGAAACAGUAUGGUAUUUGUUGUAGCUCAAUGAACAAAUUUAAAAAUCUUGUGUGUACAAAGGAACUAAGUUCAUCAAGAUUGUGCUACUCUUUAAUAUCUA
Molecule: messenger RNA, 1044 nt
Organism: Brassica oleracea var. oleracea
Lineage: Eukaryota; Viridiplantae; Streptophyta; Magnoliopsida; Brassicales; Brassicaceae
Product: chlorophyll a-b binding protein 4, chloroplastic
Exons: 4
Coding region: 89-847 (252 amino acids)
Biological process (GO): photosynthesis, light harvesting in photosystem I; response to light stimulus
Cellular component (GO): membrane
Source: RefSeq, a predicted model, not a curated record